Molecule: messenger RNA, 919 nt
Organism: Cygnus atratus (black swan)
Lineage: Eukaryota; Metazoa; Chordata; Aves; Anseriformes; Anatidae
Gene: TMEM186
Product: transmembrane protein 186
Exons: 2
Cellular component (GO): mitochondrion
Source: RefSeq, a predicted model, not a curated record
AUGGCGCUGCGUUUUUCCCCCCUCAGCCGCAGGAGGUGCGGGUGCGAGCACCCCUCCCGCCGGCACCGCGCUCACCACAGGGCGGGCGAGCGGUGCGGCCGGGCCCGCGGACAGCCCGGGGGGACUCGUGUGGUGACCUGCGGGAACGUCUCCUUACAGGUGAGGCUCUGCCGGGUUAGGACCGGUGUCCACGCAGCGCCAUCCCUGGGGCGACGCCUACAGAACGAGCUCUGGGCAAGGAGGCGGGAAGAAGCAGCUGCUCGCCCUCCCUGUUUCUUUGGUACCUGGCUGUGUUUACAGCCACAGCACUGGCAAAUUGGUGGUGUUAGUGCUCAUCUGCAGACACAGCGAGUGCCACCUGCGUGUCUGUGCACUUCGGCUCCUGCUGCUGUGGUCCAGCCGGCGGCUGUAGCUGAGGAAGCAGAAGAGUUCAGAGUGGUCUACAGCUUUCCGGGGAUUAAGUACUGCAGAGUGCUGUCGAGGCUGAAGCUGCUGCAGACUGCGACAACCCUGGCUGUGCUGCCUCCCGUCUGCUACCUCUAUCUGCAAGGCCAGGUUUCUCAGACUGUCCUCCUGUAUACAACUGGCGUUGCUUUGUUUGCUGGUGUGAUGUUGUAUGGUAUGAGCUAUUUUUUCAGAUGAAUUAUUGGAUUAAUCUACCUAAGUGAAACUGGCAGAACUGUCAAAGUGGCCCACUUGACAUUUUGGGGAAAACGGAAUGACAUUUACUGUCCCAUAGAGACAGUGAUGACUUCAGAUGAAGCUGGAGAUGUCAAAGGGGAGCUACUUCUCCAGUUCAAACGAUAUAAUAGUAAAGAUACCUUGUAUUUUACGACUAAAUAUGGCCAGGUUGUAGACAGACAGAAGUUCAGGCAAAUAUUUGGAGAACUUCAGUGAUACAAUAACAAAUUUCCAAUAA